Saxophila tyrrhenica is the source of this 567-nucleotide messenger RNA. RefSeq lists its product as uncharacterized. The record is from RefSeq and is a predicted model, not a curated record. The transcript has 2 exons. Bases 1 to 567 code for a protein of 188 amino acids. NCBI's taxonomy places the organism in Eukaryota, Fungi, Ascomycota, Dothideomycetes, Mycosphaerellales, Extremaceae.
AUGGCCAUCACCCGCCUCCGCAAAGCCUUCCGCUAUCCCUCCGAGUCCGACUCUGACAACGAGCCCGACGAGCUCGACGAAGAACACCAAGAGCGACUGAUAUCCGACCUCCAGGCGCAAGAUGCACAGAAGAACGAGUUAUACCGCACAGCCUUCGUUGCCAUAUCAACGCUUGCUUGGGUCUUCUUCAUGUAUACCUUCGUGGUAGCAUCGACGGCACGGCAGCGCUUGAUAGCGCUGUUAAGUCUGUCAAGCUUGGGCUGUACGGCGUAUGUUCUCUACUUUAUGCCUAUCGAAAAGCCGGAUCGCAAAGGCAAGAAACCUGUGUACCAGGUCGAAGCUGAGAAGAGUCCGGUGGAGAAGUAUCUGGUCUAUUUGAAUGCGGCUCUAGCAGGGCUAUUGCUGUUGGCUGCAACUCUAAGCUGGCGGAAGGGCCUUGGAGAUGAUGCGUGGCGGGAGGCGUUGCCAGCUGUGAUCCUUGGCCUUACCCUCUUCGUCCGACAACAACUCGCUCCUCUUGACUUGGAAGAUCUCCAGAAAGCGAGAUAUGAGUACAAAGGUGCUUGA